AUGUGCCUGAAGCAUACUCUGUCCUAUGACCGCCACGGAAUUACUGGUCUCCGGUUGCUAUCUACUGCUUUUCUAUGCCUGAAGAACAUAUGUUUGUUUCUGAACGCUUGCCAGAAUGUUUUCGGUCUCGAACCAAGCGCGCUGUUCGAAGCAUGGGAGUUAUACAAGGUAGCGGAUUUCGGCAAAGUGCUCAAUACGCUGUCGAAGCUGUCCAAGUGCCCAGUCGCCGUUCGUCUUGGUGUCACUGGCUUUCCUGACGAGAACUCCUCGGUCGCGGUCGAACACGAAUAUUACAACGACGAGAUCUACCGAGAGCUAGCCGAAGUUGCAGAUUCCAAGGAACUCACUGAAGAAGUUUAUGAUCAGGUCAGCGAUGAAGACCGUGACAAGAUCUAUGACCACUUAGUCACCAAAGCGCCUUUGGGUAAAGAAGAGUUUCAGUUCUACACUCCGCUCAAGGACGUUCUUAGUGCCGAAGACCAUAAUACGGUUUUCAUGAACUUGCCGCUUUUAGUGCAUAUUCACGCGUCGUUCAAAAAGGAAUUAUGGAAGGCCGUUCGGCUGUCCGUGGGAUUGAUCUCAUCGCCAACGACGCCGUGCGCUACGCCGGGGACACCGACCGGGACAGGGACAGAGGCUGCGGCGGCGACUCAUCGCAUAGGCGACGUUUUCGUGAAAUACAAAGGCCACUUCGUCUGCUACGGCGACUACUGCAGCCAGUUGACCAGGGCUCAACGCCGUAUCGAUCAGUUGUGCGCCGAAAACAGCUAUGUGAAGCAAAAGAUCUCAGAACUUGUCAAACUGACUCCAAUGGACGACGAAAGCAGGCCUUCUUUACAGCUCGGCUGGGACGCUAUGCGGGACCUGUCGUUGUACCUGAACGAGGUGACGAGGGAUUGCGAAACGCGGCAGAUCAUCCGCGACAUCCAGGCGAGCAUCGUCGACCUCCGUAUGCCUGACAACACGGAACUGUGCGACUAUGGUCGACUGCAUAAAGACGGCGAGCUGCGGAUCUUCUCUCAUUACGAUCGCGACAAGAAGCUUAAAAUCAGGUACAUCUUCGUGUUCGACAAAGUACUGCUGAUCUGUAAACCGGGCAAGAAUAAUCAAUACAGUUUCAAGGACGCGCUGAUUCUUCGCGAGUAUCGCGUCGAAGACAUGAACGAAGCGAAUGGAAGCACGCGGCAGACAAUAAAACUGACACCGAAGUGGACUUUCUCGUGGUGCCUAGUUCAUCGAAAUUUAGAGACGGUUUACGCAAUGUACACGAAGUCGAUAGAAGCGAAGGAAAGUUGGCUGCUGGCAAUAAAAACUGCACAGUAA
Molecule: messenger RNA, 1323 nt
Organism: Soboliphyme baturini
Lineage: Eukaryota; Metazoa; Nematoda; Enoplea; Dioctophymatida; Soboliphymatidae
Source: the annotation of a GenBank genome assembly